Messenger RNA from Silurus meridionalis, 801 nucleotides. Its product is annotated as colipase-like. Gene Ontology annotation, cellular component: extracellular region. The transcript has 3 exons. Gene Ontology annotation, molecular function: lipase binding; enzyme activator activity. Bases 38 to 400 code for a protein of 120 amino acids. Lineage: Eukaryota; Metazoa; Chordata; Actinopteri; Siluriformes; Siluridae. Gene Ontology annotation, biological process: lipid catabolic process; digestion; positive regulation of catalytic activity. The record is from RefSeq and is a predicted model, not a curated record.
UAGUACCUGUGCAAGUACCUUCAGUGGAUCCAGACACAUGAUGAGGGCUGUGUUAGUAAUUGCAAUGUGCCUGAUGGCCACGGCUCUGGCCACCACUCUUCAAACUACUGAUAAAAGGGGCAUUAUCAUCAACCUGAAUAAUGGAGAGCUGUGUGCCAUCAGUGCGCAGUGUAAGAGCUCCUGUUGCCAUCGGAAAUCUGCUACUAGCUUGGCUCGCUGUGCCCCACAAUCUGCAGAGAGUGAAAUAUGUUCUAAAAAGAGCUUGUAUGCUACAUAUUACCAUUGCACUUGUGAGGCUGGACUUAAAUGUGAAGGUGAUUGGUCCAUUGGAGGAUCCAUUGUCAACAGCAACUUUGGAACGUGUGUAGACCCUCAUCGGGCUAAAACUAUCAACAACUAAUGAUCGAUACACAACACAAAACAACCUUUAACCCUGAAUAUUGCAGCCAGGCAUUAAAUUAAAUAUACAAGAAAAUAUUUACAUGCAAAUAUAUUAGAAAUUAUGGAUUACUUUAAGGCCAAGUCAAAAUGAUCAGUGACACACCAUCACACUUGACAUAUUGAAAAGCGAUACCUUUGUUUUUGGUUACAUAAAAAAAAAAAAUAAAUUGCCAAUCAUGGAAAACAGAUUCAAAAGCAUUAUGUAUAAUACCCCACUGUAUCUAAAAUAGAAAGGUCAAGGGAAACACUGUCACUCUCCAAGUAAAAGGGUGAUUUUUGCUCAUGAAUGCAUAACACCAAUUCAUCAUGGCAUUCUGCUAUUGAAUUACAAUCAAUAAAAAUAUGUUACAGAAAUCACAA